Poecilia reticulata (guppy) is the source of this 1187-nucleotide messenger RNA. NCBI's taxonomy places the organism in Eukaryota, Metazoa, Chordata, Actinopteri, Cyprinodontiformes, Poeciliidae. The record is from RefSeq and is a predicted model, not a curated record.
GAAGAUAUUUAAUGAUGAAACAGUCCUGGUACAGGCGGCACGGCAGUAAACUAGCACUCAGCUAAAUGCCGGUAGCAACUGACGACAUGGACAUAACUAGAGCUACACAAGCCAGGACUUGACAGUUCUACUGGCGAGUGAGACGAUAUGCGCAGAACAAACGUAAGACAAGUUAGGCAGACUAGACGACGUUACACUGGGAGGGUAAUCACAGGGAACGAGACACACCUGGGAAACAAUCAACGGGGAGGACAGGACAGAGACUCACAGUUGUCUGCUGACACAAGAUGGCAAUGCUAGCAGUUUGGACAGUGGUCCUGCUAUCAUUCAGCUCCUGCAUUGGGGCUCCGGGACCACAGCAGAAGAGUUGUUCGUUCCCACUGGAUUUAGCUCCACACUCUGUUGAUGACAUGUACAGCGGCUGCGAAGAUGAGAUGGAAGAAAAAGUGGCCAGUCUGCUAAAUACGGAGAAAAAGGGUGAAUUUAGAACGGCUUGGCGUGCAGCACAAAAAUACUACAACAAUAAAUGGGAGGCCACCACCUCAACGCUGAAGAAAGAACAAAUCAUGGCUAUUCACGCUUACACCCUGGAAAAACCACCAAUAUACGCCGAGUUCAAUAAGGCGGUCCGAACGCAAAGCUCCGAGUACAAGACCACAUUUCAAUAUCACGCACUUCACUUCUACCUCACCAUGGCCCUACGCUCCCUCAAGCCCAAUGCAGCAGAGUGUGUCACCACCUACCGGAGAACCAACUGCGAAUUUGAAAUAGCCACCGAAGCGAAUAGAGAGAUUCGCUUCGGUGGCUUUACCUCCAGCUCAGUGGGUUCUUAUGCUUCUCCUAAAUUUGGCGAACAAUCAUGCUUUGAGAUUAUCACCUGCUUUGGAGCAGGCAUCUCACAGUUCUCCAUGUAUGAAUCGGAAAACGAGGUCCUGAUCCCUCCGUAUGAGGUUUUUAAGGUAACAGACAUACAGAAAAGAUCUGGGGACAAUUCCCUUCCAUGCGAGGUUGUCUACAAACUGAAGAGCACAAAAAAACGACGUUCCAAUUUAAACUGUGCUCUCUCUAAAGAUUGUCUGCCGGAUUAGUGAUGAAAUGUCCCAAUAAAUACAAGCAGCAUUGUUCCCAAUUUUAGUUUUUACACAUAAGUUUGAUUUGAAAAUAAAGGAUUAUCGUUUCAAGCAUAA